This is a messenger RNA of Carica papaya (papaya), 1325 nucleotides long. Its product is annotated as CHUP1-like protein. Lineage: Eukaryota; Viridiplantae; Streptophyta; Magnoliopsida; Brassicales; Caricaceae. The record is from RefSeq and is a predicted model, not a curated record. Gene Ontology annotation, cellular component: cortical microtubule. Gene Ontology annotation, biological process: protein localization to cortical microtubule cytoskeleton.
AAUAAAUCUGUUUGUAGUUUAACCAUAUAUAUAUAUAUAUUUAUAUUAUGGAUAGUUCAACUUCAAAAGGAGAAAUGAUCAUGAGGCCAGUCCUUCUCAAAGCUGGCAUUCCUUUGGCAAUAUCUCUGGCUGGUUUUAUCUGUGGAAGAUUCAUGGCUGCUAGAGGUUUGAGUCCUAAGUACUCAUUACCCGAGAAUUCCCUAGAGUCAGAUUCUCAUGAGGAUCAAUUCAGAGACAAAGAUCAAGAAAUUAUGGCCAGUGCUAACCGGUUAACGAGUUCAACUGGAAGUUCAAAAAUUCAAUAUAAUGUUGAUCAAGAAGAAAUUUUAGGACUAAGAGCUCAAAUUCAAGAACUCCGAAUGAAGGAAUCUGAAUUAGAGAUGCAGUUUACUCGCUAUCAAGAUUCGAAAGAGCAAGAAUCCAUGCUUAUGGAGAUUAGAAACAUGUUGGUGUUGGAGAGAGCUUAUGUUGAGUUCUUGGAUAGAGAUAUUUCAUCACUGGAGGCAGAGAACAGAAGGCUUGAGAAUAUGGUGAUCCAAUAUCUUCGAGUUCUCGAGCAACUUCAAAGCUUGAAAUUGCAAAAUUCUUUACUUCGGAGGAAGGUAAACAAGGUUUCGGGGAGAUGGAGAGAGCAGUUGCAGAUUGUAAGAGAAAAAGAUUUGGAGAUCAAAGCUCGAGAAGUAGAGCUUUCAAAAAAUCUCGAAGAUUUGGAAAUCAAGACUGGAUUUAUCAAGAAAUUCGAAGGUGAAGUUGAGGAGCUACAAGCUAUGGUUGGCCAACUGACGGAGGAAAAGAAUGAAGUAUUGAGCAUGUUGAACUUAGCGGAAGAAAAACAAGCUCUUUCACAUUUCAAAGACGAAGAUGAAGGAAUGACAAUCACCAUGGAGGACUACAAAAAGCUAGUGGAAGAACACAAAGCUGUUCAAAAUGAUAGAAGAGCUGAUAUUAAGGAACUUAUUUACUUACGAUGGAGCAAUGCGUGCUUAAAGCACGAACUAAUGAGGUUACGUGAAGAGCAAGAAAAAAACCAGUCGAUCAAAAACCAUCCGGACCAAGAACUAGAGGGCAACGAAGAUAUCAGAGAGUGUGGAUUGGAUGGAUUAGCGUUUGAGAAAGGCGAGCCUUGUGGAGGUAUGACGACAACAGUUAGUCAUAUUUGUUCAAAAAGACGAAAACUGAUUCAGAAGCUGAAAAAAUGGGUGGAAGGUGCCGAAAAAAUGAAAUCGAAGUUGGAUGAGAAAGAUAGGAAUGAAACCAAGUGCUUUGGGAGACAUUCUGUGUUUGAUAAAACAGAGGAGGAGAUGUUUGUGCUUGCAAGAAAGUAA